AUUUCCGAAUGUUGACAAUUUGAUGAACGAUGAAGAUAAAAACAAGUAAAUAUUUGGUACAAAUGUUAUGUUUAUGUAUCUGUAGCAUAAAAACCUCAGUUUGUAAGAGGACAAAUCGAUUGCAUUAAUAUUACUAGAUAAAAUUGUGUAAACUUUCACAGUGAUGAGUAGUCUUGGUCCAUGGAUAAACAAUGCAUAAACAAGAUAUAUUUUAUCAGCCCCCUGCUCCAGCCAGCCUGAGCAAAGACAAAGUGAGCAUUUGGAAUGCUUGGUGCUGUAAAGGGGACAAAGAAGUAUCUCGAGAAGCUGCUACCAAAGGUGCAAAGCAUGUAGAACUUGUUACACAGUUUUUAUCUGCUAGGAGGAGAAUAACAUCUGAUGAGGCUAAUUCUCUAUUAAAAAAUGAGGUGCUGGCUUGGGUGAAGGAGCUACUAGAUCGAAAGCAGAUUUUCAGAAUCUCACAUAUUCUCAAUAAUAUUGGCAUCGAUCCGAACACCGAACUACAAAACGUCUUUUAUACCACUGCAGAUACUGAGCUCAGAGAAUAUAUAGGCAAUCAUUUGAAAAAUUUAAAGAAAUUAGAUGAAAGAUUAUCGAACCUGUGGCAUUUCUUAGACCUUGUUUUAAAAAAUAAUGCUUUGGUUUCGAAGCAAAAACUGAGCAAAGAUAGUAUUGAGUGUCUAGAAAAUCAGGAUAGUGAAUGGAAGUCUGAGAUAGCUGCCAAGUUAUUUUUACGAACUUAUGAUACAGUUUUGGUAUAUUUCUUUAACGAGAAUGCUCUUUGGAAACAAUUAAUAUUUUACAAUGAUGUAAAGCUGUUGAAAAUGUGGAUUCAAAUCAGGUAUAACAACAUUGAAGACAGUGGAGCUCCAGACAGCUUGAAGAAUGUGUUUGAAAGAUUUCCUAUCACAACAGAAAUGGUGAACCAGCUGAAUACCUCAGAAGCGUUUGCUAACACAAAAAAGACGAUUUUGAAUGGUCUGAGUUGUUAUGGAAUCUUUGCCGAUGAAGAUAAAAGUUGCCUCUUAAAAUUACUUCACAGAAUGAAUGAAGCCGGAAUUGUACAAAAUACGUACGAAAUAAUUGAGAAACAAACAUCAAAUCUCGAUCAACACGUUUUUCUACAGCUACUAGUAGAGUACUGUACGAAAAAUAAGCUUUUUCCAGUACUGAGUAGUUGUGUUGAAAGGCUUGAUAUUUCUGAAGAAAAUAAAGAUCUCUGUGAAGAUAUUUCUCUAAUAUAUUCUCUAAGAAAGUUGAAUUUCUCAGAUAGAACGUUAUUACGUGAUAACAUUUUUUAUGUUGCUAAGUUUUUAUCAAACGAUUUAAAUAAUUAUUUCAAAGAAAAUCCUUUAAUUCUGCUGUCUAUAAUUGUUUUUACUGAAGAUCUAGAUUUUGAAAAUUUAAUGCAGGCAUCAUCUCUCAGUCUUUUUGAUACAGACCUACUCCCAGCCUUAAAACAUUUGCUAGGAAACUUUAGAAUACUGAAAGCUGUCUAUGAAUAUAAAAAGGUAUUGAUAGAGAGCAAUGUCACUUAUUUUGACCUACUAGAGAAACAUACGGGUGUUGACACAAAAAGCUUAUUUCACGCAGUUCCAAUGCCCAAUUUCACUACAUCAGAACUAGUAGAAUCAUAUGGUUACCAGAAGAAAAUUAAUUAUCUCUUUUAUGUGAGAGAACAAAGGCCAAGCAUAGCUGCCAAGUUGUUCUUACUAGAACAUUACAAAGAAUCAACUAUUCUUCCUGAAGAUACUGUUCGUUAUGUUCAAAAGAAGAUAUUUACCAUAGCCCUGAGAAACUUUAACAGCUAUGAGAUUCCUUCCAGUUGUAUAUCCUUCUUAGAAAUGGUAGGAAUCAACUCCAACUUUUUGAGAGUAGCGGUAACAGCGGCACAUGUGUUAUACGAAUCGACAGGGAACUUUGAUUAUGUUUUGAAGUUGUUUCUGAACAUUGAGAAAGAUGCCCACAGUAUUUUGAACAGUUUAGAAGAAUGUAUCUUAGAAAAAUUAACUUUGAGUUUACCAAUGGCGCAGCUUUUGUCGAUGCUAUUAAAACCUAUGACAUAGUAGUGAAAUUCGCGACUUGCUACAACCUCAAACUGCCCGUAAUGUUCCUGACAGCAUGCGCAAGCAACAACUGGUGGCUUUCUUUCCUGACAUUCGCCCAGCUGAAUAAUUAUCCCAUAGAGCAGAUAAAACUGGCCGUUCAAUCCUUCAGAAAUGCCAAUUUACUGGAACACGUGAGCCACAGCGUAAUGCACGACAUCCACGUUGACGAUCAGAGCAUUCUGAUGCGCGAAAGGGACUCGAGAAAAUACCUUUUGUCUAAGAUAGGCUUGAGGAAGAGUAUAGACAGCCUGAAUCAGAGCGAGUCGUACUCCGGUGUUACAUCGCAUUCGAGUCAUGGCAGCACAAAUUCAAGUUCUGCGGGUUCGGAUUUGUUGGAAAUUGACAUUUCGAACACAAAAGCGACGUUGCUGCAAACGCUGAUCAGAUGUCACAACAGCACAGAUCCGCCAAGAGCGCUGUUGCAGGCUUGCCAGUUGUACAAGAAUCCGUUGCUGGCAGUUUUUGCUACCAGCUAUGAGCCUGAUUCGGUGGUGACAAACUGGCUUACUUGGCUAGCAGUUUCCUCGGAUUUAUGUGAAGCUUUCACUAACUACGAGACCAUUGCAUUUUGUUCACAUUCUGUGAUGACGUUACUCAAUAAUUGUAUGAAGCAUCAAUUCCCAAAGACAGUACUCGAAAGCUUUGAAAUAUUCCUUCCGACAAACGGCCUGACAAGUUUUUUGCAAUUUCUCAACAUGUGCAUCAAAGAAGAAUACGAUAUACCCCCUCUAACCUCCAAACUAGAAGCAUUCAAAUCAUCUUUAGAUAAGUGCAGGCGCUCCAGUGUUUUUAACGAAAACGAUCGUGAAAUGACAUACUUGAGCAACAAAGUAUGGUUAGAACAAACGGCUCUGUUACUGCUUUCAUCUGCGUUAGAAUACAACGUGUAUUCUCUUUACGAGCAAAUCGGAAUGUUGAAGCUUUUGGAGGAAAUAAAAAUAGGAUCGUACCUAAAAUGCCCUGAUAUCACCAACCUGGUCAAAAUGCUGCAGAUUGUCCUGGAUACAAAAUUGGCAGUUAAGUUUGAUAUUCCACUGUAUUUCAAGAAGAACGGGAGACAGGCUGUCAUAGACUGUAUAUCGAUGCUUUUAGAUAAAGAGCUAUUUGAACAUGCCUUGAAGAUAGCGGAAAUAGAAGGUCUACCGAAAGAUCUUAUAAUAGUGCGUGAAUGGCACUACAAUUACCAGAAUCAAAGAAAUAAUCCUAAUCUUUGGACUGAUGCCGAUAGUGAAUUUUCAAAACAUAGCAUCACUGCAGAUUGCGUGGUAGAGUUUUAUUUGGAAUAUUCUGGUAAAUCGAAUGAUAAUGCUGAAAGGUAUCAGAUUUUGAAGCUAGCAUACAACUGGGCAAAAAAGUUCGAGCUUUCUAAUGAGUAUGAGUUGGAGUGUGAAAAAUGGCUGGCUUACGUUCUGAUUUUUGACAAGAAGGAAAUAGACAGUGAUGAGAUCGAAGACAGCUUUCCUGUGAAUGUCACCUACAAGGAGAUGGUAGAAAAGCUGGAAAAAGUGCCGAAACAUGACGAAUCUCUACCUACAGAUCAAGCGAACAUUAUCAAAACAUUGAUUAACACCAGUUUGAAUAGGGGAAAUUUUUGGCUAGCACUGAAGUUGGAAAAAAUGUUCAGUAGCUCAAAUACAGACCUGGACAUUCUGAAGCUGUGUUACAGCCUAGCUGAACAUUAGUAUCUCCAUAUCAGCUGAAUACCGAACAAAGGCUUUUACUCACUAAGGGAUCUCAAUACAGAAGGUUGAGUAACAGGAGAAACUUACUAUCUUCUAGGACUUCGACAGCUAGUUUGA
Molecule: messenger RNA, 3907 nt
Organism: Acanthoscelides obtectus
Lineage: Eukaryota; Metazoa; Arthropoda; Insecta; Coleoptera; Chrysomelidae
Source: the annotation of a GenBank genome assembly